Molecule: messenger RNA, 2082 nt
Organism: Colletotrichum karsti
Lineage: Eukaryota; Fungi; Ascomycota; Sordariomycetes; Glomerellales; Glomerellaceae
Product: DEAD/DEAH box helicase
Exons: 2
Coding region: 1-2082 (693 amino acids)
Cellular component (GO): mitochondrion
Molecular function (GO): nucleic acid binding; ATP binding
Source: RefSeq, a predicted model, not a curated record
AUGUUUCGGCAAUCCCUCAGAAGGUGCGCUCGCCUCAGCGGCGCAGGCUUCGCAACCACCACCCUCCGCACCACGCGACCUGUCGUCCUCAAGUCGAUUGCCCAGCCCUCUCAGACUGCGCUGCGCGCCCCGGCUACCCUGAAUGCGUUCAGACUCUACUCCAGCGAGGCCGCGGCCGUUGCUAACGAGCAAUCCGGCGAUGCCUCCACGCCAUCAGAGGCCCCUCUGUCAAGGUUUGAGGACCUUCGCAGCCUGGGUGUCCACGCGAACCUCGUCGACAGCAUCACCAAGGGCUUGAAGUAUGAGAACAUGACCGAUGUACAAUCCAAGACCAUCAAGCCCGCGUUGAAGGGAAUGGACCUGGUCGCCCAGGCCAAGACCGGUACCGGAAAGACGCUCGCCUUCCUCGUUCCCAUCCUGCAAAGAAUGAUCGCCGCGGACCCUACCCUCGCCACACGCAGAGCGCGUUUCUCCGCCGACGCCUCCGAUAUCCGUGGCAUCGUCAUCUCCCCUACUCGUGAGCUGGCUGAGCAGAUCGCCGUCGAGGCCGAGAAGCUGUGCCAAGGCACCGGCCUGGUUGUCCAGCGUGCCGUGGGCGGAACCAGGAAGCGGGAGAUGCUGAUGGAGACUCGCAGGCGCGGCUGCCAUUUGCUCGUCGGAACCCCUGGAAGACUCAACGACCUCCUGUCCGACCCCGACAGCGGCAUCCGUGCUCCCAACCUGGCCGCCAUCGUCCUGGACGAGGCCGACCGCAUGCUCGAUGUCGGUUUCGAGAGGGAAUUGAGGGAGAUUGUUUCGCACCUGCCUGAUGCCAAGCAGACGCAGCGCCAAACCCUGCUCUUCUCUGCCACCAUUCCCCGCUCCGUCAUCUCCCUCGCCCGCGAGUGGGUGCGCCCCGACAACUUCGACUUCAUUCAGACCGUCUCCGGCGACGAGGUUCUUACCCACGAGAAGGUCAAGCAGCACGUCGUCAACUGCAAGGGCUAUGCCAACGUCUUCCCUGUUCUGUACGAGCUUAUCCAGAACGAGGUCGAGAAGCGCGCAAACGACCGCAGUCUGCAGCCUUUCAAGGCUCUUGUUUUCCUCCCGACCACUGGCUUCGUCGAUCUCGCCGGCGAUAUGGACCGCGACCUGAAGAGACUGAGAGCACAGCACGGUCGUCAUUGGAGCUGGCGCAUCCACUCCAAACUCACCCAGCCGCAACGCACCAGAGCCGCAGACGAGUUCCGUAGAGCUGAGUCUGGAAUCCUCUUCUCCUCGGACGUUACCGCCAGAGGUCUGGACUUCCCCAACGUCACCCACGUCAUUCAGGUUGGCGCUCCCAGCGACCGCGAGCAGUACAUCCACAGGCUCGGCCGUACCGGUCGUGCGAAGAAGGACGGAGAGGGCUGGCUCAUCCUCCCCGAAUGCGAGAUGAACAAAGCCCGUAACGAGCUGGGCGGGCUCCCUAUCCAGCCUGACACCACUCUCACCUCUACUGCCAGGUUUGACUUCACAAAGGGCGAGGAGCCUAGCGAGAUUGUUAAGCAAGUGACCGAGGCGACGGCGAACGUGUCGGGAAGUACCCUCGGCAUGGCAUACAUGUCAUUGUGGGGGCAGUUCGACAGCAGAAGUGCGCAGGACAGGGCGGACGAGCUGAAGGUGUGGUAUGUCGACGCCAUGCAAAAGGAAGACACACCCUACAUCAGCCCCUCUACCGCGAUGAAGCGCGGCUUGAGAGGACUCAAAAACAUCAACACAGUCAACAGGGCCGGAUAUGAGCGCGAUGAUUCCAGAGACGGCGGCCUUGGCUUUGGUGGUCGUGAUGGCGGCCGUGGAUUCGGUGGACGUGAUGGUGGCCGUGGCUUUGGUGACCGUGAUGGCGGCCGUGGCUUCGGUGGACGUGAUGGUGGCCGUGGAUUCGGUGGCCGUGACGGCGGCCGCGGCUUCGGUGGUCGUGAUGGUGGCCGUGGAUUCGGUGAUCGUGACGGCGGACGCGGCUUCCAACGCCGUGAGCCCCGCGAUGGGUUCGAGAAGAUGAGCUUCGAGUCGCGUUCUGACGACAGAGGACGCCCCCAGAGGCGCGAGAGGUCGUCUUUCUAA